Messenger RNA from Homalodisca vitripennis (glassy-winged sharpshooter), 2878 nucleotides. RefSeq lists its product as uncharacterized. Bases 205 to 1821 code for a protein of 538 amino acids. NCBI's taxonomy places the organism in Eukaryota, Metazoa, Arthropoda, Insecta, Hemiptera, Cicadellidae. The transcript has a single exon. The record is from RefSeq and is a predicted model, not a curated record.
UAUAGGGAAUAAGGCUAUAUAUUAUCAAACUGACUGCGAAUUAUCUUGAAGCAAAUGUGUAAUACAUAUUUAGUGUGGAAAUAAGGCAAUACGAAAUGAAGUAAAUGACUUAAUGGGAGUGGUCCGAUAACGCUGAUAUCGCGUACUCUUUGACCGAGGCGCGAGAGAUAUAAGUGAGCGAGACGCCCGCGGCCCGCUUUCAGUAUGAAGAUGCCCGCCCGGGCCAGUGAUAGUGUGAACAAAGUGUGGGGGGGCUCACCUCCCGACAGUGAUGGACUCAGUGUGUCGCCGCCCUCACCGGCGUCCCCCGUGGCCACGGCCCCCCCGCGGCGCCUGCUGCACCGCCUCAGUUCCGGGUACCUGUCCGAGGGGAGGUCCACCCCCUCGCCACCCCCCGAGCUCUCGGAGGACGGUAUCGUAACGUACUUCCUGCUUCACUUCAUCCCCGGCCUGGUGGGCGCCCUCUUCUACCUGGUGUGGACCCAGGUCAUCCUGUUCGGGCCGACGCUCUGGGUGUCCUUCUGGCUGUGGUGUCUCGGCAAGUUGGUGUCCAUGCCGCUGGAGUUGACCAAGUGGAUAUUGACCGUGCUGACCGUGCCCGCCUCCGAGCGGCUCAGACGCAAGAGGACUGUGCUGAUCAGCGGGGGCAGCACGAUACAGGCCGUGCACCUCGCGAGGAACUUCCAGGCCGCGGGUGCUCGGGUCGUGGUGUUCGACGUGCAGGGGAACUUCGGCCUGGCGAGGUUCUCCACGGCCGUGGACCGAUACUACACCGUGCCGUGCCCCGUGGGCGACCGCGCGGACCGGUACGUCGCCGCCGUCAAGCACAUAGUGGAGGAGGAGAGAGCCGUCUACUACAUCCCGGUCAGCUCGACCUCCACGGCCUACUACGACGCUCUGGUCAAGCCACACGUGGAGCUGAUGGGGUGCUCCUGUUUCUGUCCGGGCCUCAAGGAAGUGUGCGUGCUGGACGACGUGUUCGAGGUGAUGAGGCGCUGCCGCUCGGAGGGUAUGGCCACCCCGCUACACUACCCCGUGUCCAGUGUGGAGGAAGUGUACGCUCUGUACGAGAGAGGCACCCUGGGCUCGGGCAGGCACGUCAUGAUCAACGUGGGGCCUCUCGGCUGUCGGGACCGAGUCAGAGUCGUGCUCCCGCCCAAGAUGCAGGACCUGAAAGUGAAGCACCAGGUGAGCACGCAGCGGCCUUGGGUGAUCGUGCGAGACUACCCCGGGGACCACUUCAUCACCUGCACGACCGUCAAGGAGUCCGCGGUGAUCGCCAACGUCACCUGCAGAGUGGAGACGGUCCACGGCGGCCUGACCCCGGUCGAGCACCGAGAGAUCGACCUCUGGAUCAAGCAGUUCUUCGGCAAGCUCAAGUUCCUGAGGCCUCUCAACGGCCACAUCAGUUUCCGCUUCGUCGUGUCCUCCGCCAGCGGCAGUAUCGUCCCCCUGGGCUGCCGCGUGGGCGUGGCACUCCCGUACAUCUGCCACACGAGUGUCCACACCCGCAUGAUCUGGAAGCCUUGCAGGCACUUCAACCCGCAGUCGCCGGGACCCCUGGUCAGCGACAUCGGACGCUACUGGAUGCACCAAGUGGUCAUGGACACCCUGAAAUCUCCCGGGAUCGGGUCCGUCAAGAGACUCCUAGGCACCUUGAUCACGAAACAGGAGGCGUUGUUCGUCGUCUGGGACCCUCUCCCCUACUUCGCCUACUACCACAUCCAGCUACCCGUCACCAACCUCUUCAGGUUCCUCAGGGGCCAUCACAACAUCAACAACGGCGGCCACGGCUUCCGCAGGGUCGUGCCCAUCAGGUAGAGGCGAGACACCUUCGCCUGACGACGUGUAUCACGUGAUCACGUUAGCUCGGAGUGCACUGUAUCAGUGUUGUGAACUUUAGCCAAGUUUCGUCACCGUGUGACCCUAGUUUAGGAAGUGGUUGGUCCAGAGGUUGUUCGCUGUGGAAACUUUGAGCCGCUUUUAUCUCUCUGUUAUAUAAACAGGCAUUUUAAUUGGGGGCCCAAUCAACUUUAUCGGGUGUUUUGCCAUUUUUAAAGCACGUGCUCGUAGAUUAGUCGUUGCUUUUCGAUUGUGUCGAGUGCAUAACGUUAUUCGAAGAAUAGAAAUGAUGAAAAAGUAAUCUUGAGAACAAUAUUUUCAUAGCGGUUGCACUUUACACAGUUCUAUGCACUAGUUUAUCUCAGUUGAUAUGAAAGUGGCCUAAGCAUCGUAUGGAUUCUCAAUAAAUUGUCCUCACCUAACAUUUCGCAGGGAUUCCGUGAUCUUUAAACUUCAUAGUCAAAUUUUUAUUUACAAGUGCUCUUACAGACACAAGUUGUUGCAAUAGCUUUUGUAAAAAAUGUAUUUUCCGCUUAUAAAUAAAAUAUCAAGAGCAAUGAUUUCAUAAAACAUAGCUGAAAUGUUGUAUGUUAUUCCAAAAUUAAUACUUUCUUAAAAAUGUUUUAAACAAAAACGUGAAACAAUUUUAACAUGUUAAUUUAUACCCUGGCCAAGUAAAUAAAACGUUUUAUGUAAUAAUAAUAAUUAAAUAUUGAUAACAAAUUAGAGCCACAUCACGUAGAUACUGUAAGUAGGCGUUCUUAAGUUCUUAGUGACUGUUUUUAAUCAAACAAGAAGACUGAAAAACUUAAUUCCUCAGGAAUAUAUCUAGAACUGUUCGUAAAGAAAUAUUAAUACAAUAAGGUAAUCUGUUACUACUAUUUAUCUAGAGAACUUUGUGAAAGACACAAAUUAUUCACAAGCAUUUCGUAGCCGUAGGUUGAAAACUAAUAAAAUACUAUUAAAAAAAUCAUACUGGUUCAUAUAGGAAAUUAUUAACAUUGAUGCGCUAUUGUAUGAUUAAAAAGUUAUUAAU